GUGCCGUCACUGAAGCUAAAGGAGGCGGGAUUAUGUGAUUGGUUGCGCGUGUCCGCUGUUUGAUCCUCUAUCCGGCUGAGUGAGGUGAUUCUCGCGGAUUGUUUGUUGCGGAUCGACCUGAGGCUUACGAUAGAAACCACGGGGGUCAUCUUAUUUUUUAAGUCGUGUUUUAUUUUGUGGUUUUCUCAAUUUCCAAACCAAGGGAGCUUUGCAAUGCUGUCCGUACCUGGAGAAAGAGGUCACGAGUCUUUUUAACUUUUGUGGUGCUGAAGAAAAGACCCAGUUAAUUGUCAUCUUAUGAUAACACUGCGGUCAGGCUGUCAGGCACAUCCUAUUUCAUCUGAAUUGCUUUUCACUACUCUGGCAAUUUUUACUUUUUAUUAUGUGAAAAGAAAGAAGGACAAUACCUUACUCGAGAAGAUGAGGAAAUGGAAAACAUGAUAUUUAUACUGUCCCUACAAUAUUUCAAUACAGAUUUUUUUUAUUUUUUGUUUUCAAACGAAGAGGUUGCUCCUGGAAUAGACUUGGUUGAGGGUCAAGGGGAUGAUGGGAGUCUAGUGCUGUACUGCUGAGUAAUUUUCUGGGGGGUGAGGGUUUUUUAUUUUUUGAGAGUUCGUUUUUGCAGGUGUUCACAGAACACCUCCAUAGGAAGUAUACCUGCAUUUAAAAUGUGGGAAAUUUCUGCAUGAUUAAGUUUUGGCUCUGAGAAACGUAUUCAUUAAUGUGGCCAAAUGACAGCCUGACCCAGUUGUCAUUUUAAAAAAACAGAGGGCAUUUUUCAGAUGGCUCUUUGUGGCACUACUGCUAAUGCUGCAAAAAUGAUGGCUGCCUAUAAUGGCAGCACAUCUGUAGCUGCUGCAGGCCACCAUCACCACCACCAUCACCACCUUCCUCAUCUCACUCACCCCCACCUCCACCAUCACCACCAUCAUACACAACAUCAUUUACACCCGGGUUCUGCAGCAGCAGUCCAUCCAGUACAGCAGCAUGCCUCUUCAGCAGCUGCAGCUGCUGCUGCUGCGGCGGCGGCUGCAGCUGCAAUGCUAAACCCAGGGCAGCAACAGCCAUAUUUUCCAUCACCCGCUCCUGGUCAGGCCCCUGGACCAGCUGCAGCAGCCCCAGCUCAGGUACAGGCUGCAGCGGCUGCAGCUGUAAAGGCUCACCACCAUCAACAUCAACACCACUCGCAACAGCCACAACUGGAUAUUGAACCGGAUCGACCUAUUGGAUAUGGAGCCUUUGGUGUAGUCUGGUCAGUUACAGAUCCCAGAGAUGGAAAGAGAGUCGCGCUUAAAAAGAUGCCCAACGUCUUCCAAAAUCUGGUCUCUUGCAAAAGGGUCUUCCGUGAAUUGAAGAUGCUGUGCUUUUUUAAGCAUGAUAAUGUCCUUUCUGCUCUUGACAUUCUCCAGCCUCCACAUAUAGACUACUUCGAGGAAAUAUAUGUCGUCACAGAACUAAUGCAAAGUGACCUUCAUAAGAUCAUCGUCUCCCCUCAGCCACUCAGUUCAGAUCAUGUUAAAGUUUUUCUGUACCAAAUUUUAAGAGGUCUGAAAUACCUGCAUUCAGCUGGCAUUUUGCAUCGAGACAUUAAACCAGGAAACCUCCUUGUCAACAGCAACUGUGUUCUCAAGGUCUGUGAUUUUGGUCUAGCCAGGGUAGAAGAAUUAGAUGAAUCGCGUCACAUGACUCAGGAAGUUGUCACACAGUAUUACCGGGCUCCGGAGAUCCUGAUGGGUAGCAGGCACUAUACCAGUGCUAUUGACAUCUGGUCCGUUGGCUGUAUUUUUGCAGAACUACUGGGGAGAAGAAUACUUUUCCAGGCACAGAGUCCUAUUCAGCAGUUAGACUUGAUCACAGAUCUUUUGGGAACCCCCUCACUGGAAGCAAUGAGGACAGCAUGUGAAGGCGCCAAGGCUCAUAUACUCAGGGGUCCUCAUAAACAGCCAUCUCUCCCUGUCCUGUACACAUUGUCAAGUCAGGCCACUCAUGAAGCUGUUCAUCUCCUCUGCAGAAUGUUGGUCUUUGAUCCAUCUAAAAGAAUCUCGGCUAAGGAUGCCCUAGCUCAUCCAUACCUUGAUGAAGGACGUCUCAGAUACCAUACGUGUAUGUGUAAAUGUUGUUAUACCACCUCAACUGGAAGAGUGUACACGAAUGACUUUGAGCCAGUUACAAACCCCAAAUUUGAUGAUGGUUUUGAAAAGAAUUUGACUUCUGUGCGGCAAGUUAAAGAAAUAAUCCAUCAGUUUGUUUUGGAGCAGCAAAAAGGAAAUCGAGUGCCACUCUGUAUCAACCCUCAGUCAGCUGCUUUUAAGAGCUUUAUUAGUUCUACUGUAGCGCAACCAUCUGAGAUGCCCCCAUCUCCAUUGGUCUGGGAGUGAAAAUUGAAGAAAUUACUACUGAAGAAGUAAUGUAGCUUUCACUGGAGUCUAGGAUUUUCAAUUCUAGAAUUUAAUCCUGCGUGUAUUGUAAUUUUACUAAUGAAGUUUUAAAUUAACAACCACUACUACUUGUAUAAAGUUGUGUAGAAACUUACCGGACUUUUAUUAAACAGUAAUGUGGUGGUUGCAGUUUUAUUAUAUAAAAAAAGAAAAAGAAAAAAAAAAGCAAAAUAUUUUACCGAGAGCUGCACAUAUUUUAUGAAUUCUGAUGCGAUCGUUGUUGCUAGGCUCGGAACAAACAAAACACUGAACCAAAUUUAGCAAUUUUAUUAUAUUGAAGUAAAAAAAAUAAAAGAAGGAUCAGCCUAAUGCUUUGACACUGAGCCAUUCCUAAAGAUUUUGCUUUUUAAAAUCAAGAAUAUAGAAAAUGUUACUGCGACCAAUCAUGAAGUCAUGUCAGAUGACAGUGGCCAUACUUUGAAGUAGGCGUGUCACCUGGUGAUCAAAUUCUAUAAAUAGCUUUUUCAUUAGAGCUGUGAUGGUGAUGUGUGCUGUUCUUCAGAAUAAAAUUGUUGUGAGUAGAGAGAGUGUGGGUUUGUGACUAGAAGAGAAAGUUGAGUUUUGUUCCUCGCCCUACCCCAACCAACUAAAUAUAUAUUUAAUCUAUUUUUAUUAGAAAGUUUUAUUUGUUUUGUUUUUGGCUAUUUGUUACACAGAACAGUCCCUGAGCAUGCAUCAUCCAUAAACCUGUAAAUAAUUCCAGUAACACAUUGGAUACAUUUCAUAAAAUCUUUUGAGUUUAUUGCUGUAUAGAGAUAAACUAGCUUGCACAUUUUAGGUCUGUGAAUUUUUUGUGAGAAUUUUUUUUCUGCACUGGACAGUUUAAGAAAACAGCACAUAGGCAAUUAUGUUAAUUGUGUCUUGUGUCUUUAGACAACACUGUGGAAGUCUUGAAAAUGUCACAGUAGUAAAUAAAUUUUAUUAUCUUU
Messenger RNA from Protopterus annectens (West African lungfish), 3367 nucleotides. It is a transcript of the gene NLK, whose product is annotated as nemo like kinase. Gene Ontology annotation, biological process: protein phosphorylation; intracellular signal transduction. The transcript is spliced from 11 exons. Gene Ontology annotation, cellular component: nucleus; cytoplasm. Gene Ontology annotation, molecular function: MAP kinase activity; ATP binding. Bases 783 to 2378 code for a protein of 531 amino acids. The record is from RefSeq and is a predicted model, not a curated record. NCBI's taxonomy places the organism in Eukaryota, Metazoa, Chordata, Ceratodontiformes, Protopteridae.